Messenger RNA from Canariomyces notabilis, 1185 nucleotides. RefSeq lists its product as uncharacterized. Gene Ontology annotation, biological process: secondary metabolic process. Gene Ontology annotation, molecular function: hydrolase activity; carboxy-lyase activity. Gene Ontology annotation, cellular component: cytosol; cytoplasm. NCBI's taxonomy places the organism in Eukaryota, Fungi, Ascomycota, Sordariomycetes, Sordariales, Chaetomiaceae. The record is from RefSeq and is a predicted model, not a curated record. The transcript is spliced from 2 exons. The coding region runs from base 1 to 1185 and encodes 394 amino acids.
AUGCUCGGCAAAAUAGCCCUCGAAGAGGCCUGGUCUACGCCCGAGGCGCUGGCCUCGUCCGGACUGGUCACGUCGCUCGCGCCCAAGGGGGUCAUCGGCCCGGACCUGGUCGCCAGCCUGCUCGACGUGCAUGGCACACGGCUGCAGCAGAUGGAUGCAAACGGCGUCGACCGCAUGGUGCUCUCGCUGUCUUCCCCGGGGCCGCAGGGCGUAGCGGACCCGGGACAAGCCGAGGCCCUCGCGGCUGCCGCCAAUGAUUGUCUGGCUGAUGAGGUCGCUAAGAACCCGGCAAGGUUUGCAGGGAUGGUUAGUGUUAGUAUGCAUAACCCGGCGCAGGCGGCCGCUGAGGUCAGACGGUGUGUGGUCGGGGGUGGUAAUAAGGGGAGGUUUGUGGGUGUUAUUGUUAAUGAUUAUCAGAGUGUGCUUGUGAGCUCGAAGGAUGGGGAUGGUGGUGGGAAGGGGAAGAUUGGGAUGAGGUUUUAUGAUGUAGGAACCGAGUACGAUGAGUUUUGGAGGGCAGCAGAGGAGUUGGAUUUGCCCGUGUACAUCCAUCCGAGGGAGGCAACGCCAGAGGUGUUUGACCUCAUGUGGAAGGACCGGCCGUGGUUGGCGUACUCGGCGCUCGGGUACGCGCACAGGGUCGGGAUGCAUAUGCUGGGCAUUGUGACCUCUGGCGUGUUGGACCGGUUUCCGAAGCUGAAGAUUGUUAUUGGCCACAUGGGGGAGCAUAUCCCUUAUGAUCUCUACCGCAUCGACCACAAGCUCAACCGGGCACGGUUCCCAAACAUGCCCAUGGCAAAGGACAAGCUUGUCAGAGACUACUUUGGCACGCAGCUAUUCAUCACCACGUCUGGACACUUUUCGACGCCAGCGCUGCUCUGCGCCAUGCAGGAGAUUGGAGCCGAGUCCAUCAUGUUCUCGAUUGACUACCCCUUCGAGAGCAUCCCAAACGGGUGUGUGUGGUAUGACGAGCAUGUACCGAUCAGUAACCGGGAUCUGGUAGACAUUGGCCGGAACAAUGCCUUGCGAGUGUUCAGUCGGCUGAGAGAAGGGCCGCAUGGCCUCAAGGAAAAGGGGCCCCGGGAGUGUGGUGUAGGUGGUCUUGGUCUCAGGAAGGGAGACGAGGGAGAGGUGGAAUACGGCCUAUACAAUAAGAGUUGGGAUCAGAGGUUGGAGAGACGCUGA